AAGAUAGCAUCCCGGGGAAGCACCGAUGCACUUGAAGCGAGAUGUGACGUUGUUUGAUUCAAUUAAACACACUCCCUCAAUUGGUCGUCAACUAAUAGCAUCGUAAAUACGCCAAUUUAAUUAUAAAUCCAGUGGUUCGAGCGAGGAAAUAGUCGGACAUCGGUGGAGGAGUGGAAACAACGGUGGCGAGGAGUCUGGAGCCCAGCAUCCGAGUUGGGGCGGUGUCAGGUUAGGUUCCUCACAGAAAAAGGUUUGGAGGACUGACAACUGGUGACCAAGUGUCCAAAAGCAAUGAUGGACGAUGACGAUCAGGAAGAGCUGCGCUGUGCCGUCAGUGACGUGGAAAUCGAGGAGUACACGGACACGGAAGAAUCACCAUACGGCGCUUAUCAGCCCAUGGACAAGCUGUUCGACACUGAUCAACCGUGUUGGCAAAAAUUUGGAUUUCUGACAACACUGGUCAUCCUCAUUGCGUCAAUUACAACGUCCAUUAUCACGUUUCCACUGUAUCUGGAGAGUAUCAGUGCAGCUGCAAAUGCAUAUUCUGGUCUCCUGUUCAUCGGAUUCUUCUCGACGUGUAUCCUCAGUGUGAUCUGUUUUAUGGUAGAGAGAAUUUCUCCACCACCUGCCCUCAUUCCUAACAGCAUGAGGAUAAAAAUUCCAAGGUGUAGCAUGUUGAAGAUAAGUGGGAUAUACGCGUUAUCUGGCAUCCUAGCUACUCUCUCCCUAGAUCAAAAUCGAGUGCUCUGCCACCUACAGGAUCCCAUCAAGGGGAUUACCCUCGUUUUCUCCCUGGUUUACUAUUUUUUCUUCUGUCGUAAAGUGAUGAGUCUCCAGCGGAUAUUCUCGAGCACGACAAUCAUCGUGGGACUGUUUAUAAGCGUUGACUAUGGUCUGUGCGACGAGUUUCGGUGCAGGGGCAGGGAGGUCUCUGGACAUACUGUUAAGAUGCGGGGCCCCUGGGGAGCCAGGGCCAUUUGGACGCUUGUCUAUGUCGGGGCACUUGCACUUUUCGCUAUGUUCUUUACGCUACUUGAACUGCAUUUUACAACCGGACAACAAAAUAUCUGCAGACUCUCAACAACUCAGCAGAAUUCCUUCCUCUACACAGUAUCAAGAUUGGUAUCAUCACGCGAUAUCAGACGGCGAGGAUCCGAGGAGGAGGGUGGUCGAUUACUCCACGUAACCGAUCCAGACCCAACGAUAAAGCAAAAACAUUUUCCCAAGCCCCCAGUGCUCAACAGCCUACUCCAGAUACAUGCCAUUGCACUGCUAGUCAUCAUAGCAUUCAGCUGGAUCGAUACACUUCCCGGAAUUGGCAGGGGAUUACCUCCGAAGAAUUUAUUAGAGACGAUCCAGCAUGGGCUCAAGUGUCACUUCUGGGGUGGCUCCACUUGCUCAAAUGUCGCCGGGCACGGAUGGAUUUUUCUCGUUGCUUAUGUUAUUUUUAUUAUAUCCGCUGUCAAUUUUCUGUCCAUGUGCGAGAGUGCUGUCUUCACUGUUGCUGCCACCACUAUUUCAUUACCACUGUCUGGAAUUUGGUGGAGUAUUUAUAGGAUGGAUGUGGGAAUUAACACAGCAUCAAUAUCCUGGUCACCGGGUGUAACCGGCGAGUUGAUCUGCGCCCUCCUGGGCCUCCCAGUGGUCCUCCUGGGGCUGGGUCUCCUCAUCAGGUCCCACUUCAGAGACGCCCAGCCGACUUAUCAAUCAAUUCCACCUCCCGACUUGCAUCGGGACAUAUGCCAGAGAUGAAUCGCCAAUAAAAAUUGCUAAUCCAUCCUAACUAGUCCAGUGCUUGUGCAUCAUCAUAAUUUGCAUAGAAGAGAAUUCGAACCCGUGAUGGUGCACUUAACAAGCGCAUCGCUCCGUUACAGAUGCCGUUCCACGUCGAUAAAUAAAAAAGCCAAGAUGUUUAAUAAUUAUUACGUCAUGCCAAGAGAAAAUUCACCGAGCCAAAUUAUCGUCAAUUCGUAUAUUGGUGCCGUAGCUAAUUAGCCUUUCUACAGAGUAUCCUUUGUACAUUUCUUUUCAAUGUUUUCGCGAGAAUUAGGAGGGAAGGGGUCAAAUGGUCGGCGUGAAAUUACCCCCGGUCUGGUCGUCAUACGCGACCCGGUGACUUUGAUCACGUCAACUCUGCGGGGAUUCACCGCCGUAUUAUUUAGGCGCCAGCGUUGCCGAAUUCACUCUACACUGCCCGGGCGCGUUUAGCGAGUUUUCGGCAACGUUGUGUAACGAGCGAUUUCAGUUUUGUC
Diachasma alloeum is the source of this 2252-nucleotide messenger RNA. RefSeq lists its product as uncharacterized. The transcript has 7 exons. The record is from RefSeq and is a predicted model, not a curated record. Bases 292 to 1752 code for a protein of 486 amino acids. Lineage: Eukaryota; Metazoa; Arthropoda; Insecta; Hymenoptera; Braconidae.